AUGACCACAUCUUACGCUGAAUCCUCCUCCCAGGCUCUCAUUUCCAUACCAUCAACCCAACACCGACCCCAUUUUGAGCGUGGACGACACUCAAAUUCACAUUUCUCUGGCAACCACCACAUUCACACUGUCACCGCCCAAGAGUUAUGGCAACCUAUCUUACAUUCGUCGAAUCAAGUGGUACUAUACAACCCACGAUCGCACGCUCUCUCAGUGGCUUCUGCAGCUGCUUCCGAGGAGCUCGCCUCCGGUGUCGUUGUCGCAAGUCGAAUGCGACGCGAGGAGAUCAGCAAUAACACGAGGCUCAUUACGAAUGCCUGUCCGUAUUGUAAGCAAUCUCUGCCGGCUGGCUUUUCAGGAUACCCAUCUUCUACAACACACCCUGAGGCAAGCUUAGGGCAGGAAAGCGGGAUUCGGGAGAAUGAGGAUGCGUGGGGUUACAUAAACACGUCGGAUGAAGAUGACGAAGACUCUGGGGAAGUUCAGGCCGUGAGCACUGAUCCAGCAUAUCAUUCAAGAGCCUCAGAUUAUUUUCGCCUUCUCGCUAUUGCAAACGAAACUGCUUCAGUUACAUCGGGAUCCAGGAGACCGAGUAUCAGUCCUUCUCACAACCAGGGCAAUCAUGAGGGCGAAGAACGCCGUCGUCCAAGGGAAAGGUCGCGCACUCCCGAUAACCGCAGUACCAAGGGUGCAUUUCCUGCAGAAAAAAUGGCACAAGGCUACUUUAAAACCUUUUUCCAAGAAGAAUACAAACUCGGAAUGGGUGCAAGCGGCAGUGUAUUCCUUUGUCAGCACGUUCUCGACGGCAACCCUUUAGGCCAUUUUGCAGUGAAAAAAAUCGCAGUUGGCGAGUCACAUUCUUACUUGCUCAAAAUACUACGCGAAGUUCGCCUGCUCGAGCGUCUGCAUCACCCAAACAUCAUUACAUACCAUCACGCAUGGCUAGAAAAUUCCCAAUUUUCCUCUUUCGGUCCAACCGUGCCCACUCUUCAUGUACUCAUGCAAUGGGCGGAAGGAGGAAGCAGCCUCGAUGACUUUAUAGACGUUCGCCUGGGACGUAAACCAGCGCAUAUCCAUAUGCACCCUCUUCUUUCCUCAACCUCGUCCGUUUUCACACCAUCCGUACCUCCUUCUCCCGCAUCGUCAAACAAUGAACUUCCGGGAGGAGAGGUGCCGACUACUCCAACCCCGACAGCAGCCUCGUUCAAACAUACUCGAUUUGCUACAGAAUCACCUGGUGCUGAACCACGCCAUUCCCCAUCCAAACCUGAGGAUGCUCAAUCCAGAGCUGCACGUAUACAAGCUUUCCGUGCUUAUCAGCGCGCACCGCCUGAGGAGAAAGAGCGGAUGAGGCGCGAGAUGGAAAACGUUUUUGGUACAGGGCCUGGAGAAGGGCCCGCGGGCACUGCGAAAACUCAGUGGACAGCCGUUCACUUGCUCAGUGCGCAGGAGGUCACGAGCUUGUUUCGUGAUGUUACAGAAGGUUUAGCAUUCUUGCACGGAAAGUCCAUAUUACAUCUCGACUUGAAACCAGGCAAUGUGUUGCUGACUUGGGACGAGGGAAAACUUAUCCCACGCGCUAUGCUCUCAGACUUUGGCACAUCACGAGAUAUGAUUAAUUCGUCGCGCGUGCCUCGUUCGGGAAAUACUGGAACCUUGGAGUACACGGCUCCAGAAUCUCUUCCGUCGCCAGAAACUGGCAUGCUGCGACAGAUAGACUCGAAAGCUGAUAUGUGGAGCUUGGGCAUGAUUUUGCACAAAUUGUUGUUCUUCAAGUUGCCUUACAGGUACGCAUCGGUGGGUGAUGCAAACGGCGAACCUAUUAGUAGAGAAGAUGAAGGCGGGAAGAUGGAGAGACUUGAAAAAGAAGUCCAGGAGUAUCCUGGUUUCAAAUCAGUUCCAAGCAUGGUUACUGGCUUUGAAAAUCGGCGGCUGCCCCGCGCGUUUCUCGUUUUGUUGGAAAAUCUGCUACAUAAAACACCUGUGGGAAGGCCGAGCGUUGAGCGAGUAGUUACUGCGAUUCGAGAGGGGAAACUCGAUCCUUUGGCCGAGAUUCCAUCGCAAAAUUUACCCCUUGCUCGUCCUCGCGGUGAACUCUCAGUUUCAUCUGCAUCUGGUGCCCCUGACACGAUUAAAAACGAAGACUACAGUGAGCCUACACGCGUUCUUGCACUUCCGUCCCCUGUCGAAGUGCUUGGUCCAGAGGAGACCAGUUUGCGAAAUUGGCUCACGUGGAAGAUGUGGAAGCCGUUGCUGACAGGAGUCUUUUUUCCUGUCAAAAAGGGGCGUCGCAGCAAAAAGGGAGUCCCGGCGGGCAAAAACUGGCAUCAUAGCCGUAAUAGGCUCGGUCUGCGCCUCAUUCGCAGUUCUUUGUUGGUUGUGAAGGUUCUUACGAUAUCACGUGUUUGUUUGAACCCCGCAACGCGCCCACGUCCUGUGGUUGUAGCCUUACUCUUGGUGGCUGCUGUUUCCGAUACAGUCAUCGACCAUGAGGAUGAAGGUACGGAGAGGCAAUUGCGCACAGGUUCUCGUGUCCGGGGCGUGUGGGUGACGGUGGGAUUGGCGUUGCUGCAUUUCGGCAUCCUUGGUCUCAGUGCCUGGUCAGAAUGGGGUGGCGUAGACCAUUUCUAUGCAUGGAAAAGGAUCUGCUGUAUCCCAAUGGCUGGUACGUCGCGAGGGCCGCUCCAACAUUCUGAAUUGGCUUGA
This is a messenger RNA of Psilocybe cubensis, 2706 nucleotides long. RefSeq lists its product as uncharacterized. The coding region runs from base 1 to 2706 and encodes 901 amino acids. The record is from RefSeq and is a predicted model, not a curated record. The transcript is spliced from 11 exons. Lineage: Eukaryota; Fungi; Basidiomycota; Agaricomycetes; Agaricales; Agrocybaceae. Gene Ontology annotation, biological process: protein phosphorylation. Gene Ontology annotation, molecular function: protein kinase activity; ATP binding.